GGGAUGGAGAUACUUCUUUUACCUGUGUCAUCUGUGGAUAAACUGUAAUGAAUGCAGUUGACAACUAAGCAGAAGUUCUGUUGAGAGCGUGCAAGCUGGGAGAAAGGUCAAGCUGGAUCUAGCUUAAGGUGUGAACAAAGGUGGCCCCUGGGCUGAGGCUUCACAAAGGAAGGUUUGGUCUGGAACUUUUUUUCAUGGCACAGGUGAAGACCCUUGGAAGAGAACUUUUAUCGUGGAAACAAAGUGUCUAUAAGUAUUAACUAAACCAACAUAACAUUUAAAAAAAAAAGUUUCUGAGAAUACAGAGAUACUUUUUCUUUUUCCUUUGUUUUCUCAGAAGAAAGAAUGUGUUGUGUGUUCUAAUUAUAUAAAAUUGUAUAAAAUGCUGCCCUCUAAACUAAUUGGGGGAAAUUUAUUCAAAGUUCAAAAGCAAAAUUAAAUGUUUAAACCUGUUGGUUUCCCCUCUGCCCAUUCAUGUGCACGCUGUUUGUGUUGCAAGGGUUUGAGACGUCUUGAGAACUAAAAAUGAAUGGAAAUGUUCCACAGGCCAAAUAUCUAAGCAUCCUAUCACAAAGGUAAAUAAAUUUUAAAUAACAUCUUUGCAGAGUAUAGCUUUUCUUAAACAAACAGCAACAAAAAAAAUCUGGUUACUGGACUGUCUAAUACUUUCAGGAUAUGAAAAAAAAGUAAAUCAGCUUUAAAAAUGGAUAUGGCUAUGCCAUUUAAACUAAGGAUCUGGUUUUGUUCUCUUUGUAAUAGAGGAAGAAACUGUUACGUUUUGAUGAAGCAAUACUAAGUCUUAGUUGGGGAUUUUUUACUAUGUGUUUCUAUGAAUAAAGCUGUCAACUAUCUGUUAUAGAUGUCAUUGAUUAGAAAUACUGCGUACUGACACAGUUUAUGGAAUCCUGUUUUGUCGGAGUCCCUAACAGAGUGGAGCAGCAAAAGUGGUCUGAGCCCUGCUUACGAUGGUGGGAAACUGCUCUGUAGGAUCCCUGGUCAGUCUUCUGUUGGAAGAUCAAAAUAUUCUCCGUUCUUAUGUAUAUGUUUUGAUUUUUAAAGCUUGAGUACGAAGAAGUUAAUAUUGUUCCUGCACCAUGAGCACAGCCGAGGAUGCCGAGUGGCUGCGGUGGGUGACAAAGCAAUUUGGGAGCAUCGCGGGGGAGGACAAAGAAAUCGACUUGGAAGAGUUCAAAACCGCUCUCCAAGUGAAGGAGUCCUUCUUUGCCGAGAGGUUCUUCGCGCUGUUCGACUCGGACGGGAGCGGGACCAUUAGUUUGGAGGAGCUGCUGAAAGCCCUGAGCCUGCUCGUACACGGGAACGAGACAGACAAGCUGAGAUUCCUCUUCCAAGUUUAUGACGUGGAUGGCAGCGGCUCCAUCGACCCGGACGAGCUGCGCUUGGUGCUGCGGUGGUGCCUGCGGGAGAGUGCGAUAGCCCUGCCCGAGGAGCGUCUGGGAGACCUCACCCUGGCACUCUUCGAGGCUGCUGACAAGGACCACAGCGGCUCCAUCACCUUUGAGGAGCUCAAGGAGGAGCUGGAGGGUUUCCCAGAGGUCAUGGAGAACCUGACCAUCAGUGCAGCGAGCUGGCUGAAGCCCCCGCCGCCCGCGGAGAGGAGCCACCGGCCACGCUACCUGACCCGGGUGUACUGGCACAACCACCGCAGCAAGCUCGCCUGCCUGGGGGGCUACGCCGGCCUCAACCUUCUGCUCUUUGCCCUGGCUGCCCUGCGGCACGCCAGCCUCGGCGGAUGGAUGGCGGUGGCCCGGGGCUGUGGACAGUGCCUGAACUUCAACUGCGCCUUCCUCGCAGUGCUGAUGCUGCGGAGGUGCCUGACCUGGCUGCGAGCUACCCCCAUUGCCAAGGUUUUGCCGCUGGACCAGCACGUUGUUUUCCACCAGCUCGUGGGGUACGUGGUGCUGGCGCUGGCAGCCGUUCACACGGGCGCCCACAUCGCCAACUUCAGCAGGCUGGCGCGGCAGGACGGGCACCAUGCCCUUGCCGAGUACCUUUUGUCGGCACGGCCCGGCGUGGGGGGCCUGGGUGGCACGGCCUCACAGACGGGGCUGGCACUUCAGGGGCUGCUGGCCGCCAUGCUCGCCUUCUCCAGCCCCUGCGUCCGACGGAGCGGCCACUUUGAGGUCUUCUACUGGACCCACCUCUCCUACAUCUCUGUCUGGACUCUCCUCAUCCUCCAUGGCCCCCACUUCUGGAAGUGGUUUGUGGUUCCUGGCUGCCUCCUCGUGCUGGGGAAGGUAACUCACCUUGUGAUUGAGAGACCGCAGUUUUUCCACUACAAGCCUGGCGACUACGUCUACCUGAACAUCCCGGCCAUUGCCACCUACGAGUGGCACCCUUUCACCAUCAGCAGUGCUCCCGAGCAGCAAGAGACCCUCUGGCUGCACAUCAGGUCGCUGGGCCAGUGGACCAACAAGCUGUACGAAUACUUCCAGCAGCCCGAAUCACCCAGCCCAGAGCCGAAACCGCUCAGCAGGAGCCUGAGAGAGAAGAGAUGCCGGCGCUGGGCGCAGGUCUCCACUGGGCUGGGCGAGACCCAUCGGCUCUGCAGCAUCAAGUGCUACAUCGAUGGCCCCUAUGGGACCCCAACACGGAGGAUCUUCACCUCGGAGCAUGCCGUGCUCAUCGGUGCGGGCAUCGGCAUCACCCCCUUUGCCUCCAUUUUGCAGAGCAUCAUGUACAGGUACCGCCGGCGAAAGCAGAGCUGCCCUAGCUGCCACUACUCGUGGUGCGAGGACCUGCGGGAUGAGGAGAUGACGCUCAGGAAGGUUGACUUCAUCUGGAUAAACCGAGACCAGAAGCACUUUGAGUGGUUCAUCAGCCUGCUAACGAAGCUGGAAAUGGAGCAGGCUGAGCAGGAGCCGGGAGGGCGGUUUUUGGAGAUGCACAUGUACAUGACAUCGGCCCUCAGCAAGAAUGACAUGAAGGCCAUCGGGCUGCAGAUGGCCCUGGACCUGCUGGCCGCAAAGGAGCAGAGGGACUCGAUCACGGGGCUGCGGACCAGGACCCAGCCCGGCCGCCCGGACUGGAGCAAGGUGUUUGGGAAGGUGGCGGAGGAGAAGAGAGGGAAAGUCCAAGUCUUCUUCUGUGGCUCGCCGGCACUUGCCAAAGUCAUCAGGGCGCACUGUGAGCACUUCGGCUUCCGCUUCUUCAAAGAAAACUUCUAG
Aptenodytes forsteri (emperor penguin) is the source of this 3185-nucleotide messenger RNA. RefSeq names its product NADPH oxidase 5 (gene NOX5). Lineage: Eukaryota; Metazoa; Chordata; Aves; Sphenisciformes; Spheniscidae. The transcript is spliced from 17 exons. The record is from RefSeq and is a predicted model, not a curated record. Gene Ontology annotation, biological process: superoxide anion generation; defense response. Gene Ontology annotation, cellular component: NADPH oxidase complex; plasma membrane. Gene Ontology annotation, molecular function: calcium ion binding; superoxide-generating NAD(P)H oxidase activity. The coding region runs from base 1095 to 3185 and encodes 696 amino acids.